GCGAACGGGCGGCGUUUUCUCUGCCUGGCCGGUUGGGCAACUUUACCAUCUCGCGACGGUUAAGAUAUUGAGAGGCUCAUCUGUGGUGGGCUUAGAAAAGGGCGUGGAAAGCGCUGUUCUGUGUGGAAGAGAACAGCCACCAACUGAACAGGAAGGGCCGGGAGGGAUGUUGCCUGAAGCGAACCCCUGCAGGCAGAGGCAGACCCAUCCGUAGAGAGAGAUGUCGAGGAGACUGGAGAGACCGACAGAGGCACAGGAUGCCAAACUGGGGAGGUGGCAACAAAUGUGGUGCCUGUGGCAGAACAGUGUACCACGCAGAAGAGGUUCAGUGUGAUGGGAGGAGUUUCCAUAGAUGCUGCUUUCUCUGUAUGGUCUGCAGGAAAAACUUAGACAGCACAACAGUAGCCAUUCAUGACGAAGAGGUAUAUUGCAAGUCUUGCUAUGGAAAGAAGUAUGGUCCGAAAGGAUAUGGCUAUGGCCAAGGAGCAGGCACUCUGAAUAUGGACAGAGGGGAAAGGCUGGGUAUCAAGCACAACAAUACACCUUCUCCUCGACCUACAACAAGUCCAAAUACUUCAAAAUUUGCCCAGAAAUUUGGAGGAGCAGAGAAAUGUUCCAGAUGUGGCGACUCUGUGUAUGCAGCUGAGAAAAUAAUAGGGGCUGGAAAGCCUUGGCAUAAAAACUGUUUUCGAUGUGCCAAAUGUGGGAAAAGCCUGGAGUCAACAACUCUGACAGAGAAGGAUGGAGAAAUCUAUUGCAAAGGUUGUUAUGCAAAGAAUUUUGGCCCCAAAGGAUUUGGCUAUGGCCAGGGAGCUGGUGCUCUUGUUCAUGCUCAAUGAAUUGCUAGUUCCACUGCACUGACAUGGUUCUGUCAUUUGAGAUGCAGUUUAAAUGUUACUGUGAAAAUUAUUCUGGUGACUUGUGCUAUUGUAUUUGUUUUAAACCAGACAAAGUCUAUUUCCAUGCAUUUUUUUAAAAAAAUAUGCUUGGGUCAUUCAUGCACAGUUAAUUUCAAUAAAAGUUUGUCUUUAGAAUA
Molecule: messenger RNA, 1036 nt
Organism: Eublepharis macularius
Lineage: Eukaryota; Metazoa; Chordata; Lepidosauria; Squamata; Eublepharidae
Gene: CSRP2
Product: cysteine and glycine rich protein 2
Exons: 7
Coding region: 258-839 (193 amino acids)
Biological process (GO): muscle tissue development; sarcomere organization
Cellular component (GO): Z disc; cytoplasm; nucleus
Molecular function (GO): structural constituent of muscle; actinin binding
Source: RefSeq, a predicted model, not a curated record